AUGGUUCCAGAACGUGCGGAAGGUGCGGAUGGCGAUGGAGAGAAGAGAAUGGAGACAACUGGUGCAGACAAGGAGGAGAGUGAUGGGGAGGAUGGAGACACGGACGAGGAGACAUGUGAGGUUGAUCACUUGGACAAUGGAGACAGCGUGCAACUACCAGACCUGGAGGGACUCCCCAGCUCUUGCUUAACAUGUGAGGUUGACUACUUGGAGAGUGGAGACAGCGUCCAAGUACCAGACCUGGAGGGACCCAACCCCACAACCCCUCACUACGUCGCCAUGGAGCAUCCUCCUGCUGCCGACUCCUCCUCCUCUUCCUCCUCCGCGCUCAGCCUCCUCGGCCGCUCCUCCAACACGUGGGCCCCACGCUUUGCUGGCCACCAGACGUGGCGACAGCGCGCUGACUCGUUCCGAGCUGGCAGGGCUGAUUGGCCGCCAGAAGCGCAGGUGCACUGCGGCUUUGUGCAGUCGCCACCCGGCUGGCCGGGGACAGGGUUUGAUAUCUCCAAGGCGGACCAGAUGUACUUGGAGCAGUGCCGCAUUGCUGUGGUUUCGGCUAUCUUUGCCGACUGGGACCACCUCAGGCUGCCUCAGCGCUCCAAGAUCUCCGUGACAGCCAAGCGCAAGGCGUGUUUUGUGAUAUUCGUGGACGAGCAGACAGUGAGGGGGCUGUACAGGGACAACCUCAUUCCCGAUGCCAACGGCAAGGUGGGGCUGUGGCGCGUGGUCGUGGUGGCCCAUCCGCCCUACUCUGACGCGCGUCGCACGGGGAAGAUUCCCAAGUUGCUCACUCACCGCCUCUUCCCCAACGCCAAGUAUUCCAUGUGGAUUGACAGCAAGCUGCGGCUCUUUGUGGAUCCGCUAACCAUCCUGGAGCGGUUCCUGUGGCGGGGAGGUUUUGAGUAUGCCAUCUCCAACCACUACGACCGACACUGCGUGUGGGAAGAGGUGGAGCGCAACAAGAAGCUGAGCAAGUACAAUGCGACGGUCAUUGACGAGCAGUUUGAGGCGUACAAGGCUGAUGGGCUCACCAUGUUCAACCCCACCGACCCCAACAACCUGCUCAUCAGCAACGUGCCGGAGGGGUCAGUGAUCAUAAGGGCGCACACAGCUGCCGCCAACCUGUUCUCGUGCCUCUGGUUCAACGAGGUGGACCGCUUCACCUCCCGCGACCAGCUCUCCUUCGCCUACACGUACCACAAGAUGGCCCGCACCUCUCACCCGCUGAGGCUCAACAUGUUCAAGGACUGCGAGCGUCGGUCGUUUGUGAAGCUCUUUCACCACAAGGCUGAGGAGGCAGCACUCAAGCUGGAGCGAGGCAGGGCUAGGUAG
Messenger RNA from Closterium sp. Naga37s-1, 1332 nucleotides. The record is from the annotation of a GenBank genome assembly. NCBI's taxonomy places the organism in Eukaryota, Viridiplantae, Streptophyta, Zygnematophyceae, Desmidiales, Closteriaceae.